UCUUCUUCUUCACCUUUUUCUUUUCUCUGAAGCUCAGCUCAGUUCAGUUUCUUUCUGGUUUGUUCUAAAUCUCUCCACCAUUACUAUCUCCAAAGCUUUUGAAUCUUUGUAAGCGAGAGGAUGACAGACUGGGGUCCGGUGUUUGUAUCAGUAGUAUUAUUCAUACUAUUAACACCAGGAUUAUUGGUUCAAAUUCCUGGUCGGAACAAAGCUGUUGAAUUUGGGAAUUUUCAGACGAGUGGUGUUUCGAUUUGUGUUCAUUCUGUUAUUUAUUUUUUUCUCAUUUGUAUCUUCUUAUUAGCUCUUCAGAUCCAUAUGUAUAUUGGUUCUUAACAUUAAAUUUUACUCUUAAUUUUGUACACUUAUGUUUUGAAUUUAAUAAAAGUGCAAAAAAUUUCAACUUCUUCUCA
Messenger RNA from Papaver somniferum (opium poppy), 410 nucleotides. RefSeq lists its product as uncharacterized. Bases 121 to 333 code for a protein of 70 amino acids. The transcript has a single exon. NCBI's taxonomy places the organism in Eukaryota, Viridiplantae, Streptophyta, Magnoliopsida, Ranunculales, Papaveraceae. The record is from RefSeq and is a predicted model, not a curated record.